Messenger RNA from Haliotis rufescens (red abalone), 1405 nucleotides. RefSeq names its product glycine N-acyltransferase-like. Gene Ontology annotation, molecular function: glycine N-acyltransferase activity. The record is from RefSeq and is a predicted model, not a curated record. Bases 129 to 551 code for a protein of 140 amino acids. Gene Ontology annotation, cellular component: mitochondrion. Lineage: Eukaryota; Metazoa; Mollusca; Gastropoda; Lepetellida; Haliotidae. The transcript is spliced from 2 exons.
CCUUCCUCUUGCUGCCAUCCUCUUUUUCCUUCCAUAGGCCACUGUUUGUUUCACAUGCCCGUUGGCCCGGUCCAAGGAAUGGUUGUGGCCGGUUUGUCAUACACGUGGACAGCAAGCAGUGUGGACCCAUGUUCUUGAUUCCAUUAAGGCCAAUACCAGAGGGCUUUAAGAUGACCGGCCUCAAACCUGAACAAGCAGCUGUUGUCAAUUCUCUGUGGAAAUACAAUGACGAUAAACACUCGGAAAUAUACAUUCAAGACAUUAUUGGCAAACUGCCGUCGUGUUGUCUGUAUGACGCUGAUGGUGCCAUGGUAGGCUUCGCUCUCAACUACCACUACGGCGCUGUAGGCAUGCUGCAUGUUCUAGCGGAACACCGAGGGAAGGGGUACGCCAAGGUGAUAAUGUCUCACCUCGCCAGUUUGUGUCUACAACAGUGUGAUGAGGUGUUUGUUCUGCCUGAUGAGGAAAAUGUUGCGUCAAUCAAGCUUCAUGAAGACAUAGGAUUUAAACAGGUCCCCGACUCAAAACGUGUUGCUUUGGUGGUUGAAUGAGAGACGUGAUUCAUUUACGAAUAAACACUUGUUUACUUAAUGUAAAUGGUUAACGCAUUUUAACGUAUUGCAACACAAUUCGAAAACAGACAAGCCAUUUUCAAUUUAUGAUGAGGUGAGGUGAGAUAGGGUUUAAAGUCGCGUUCAGGAUUAUUGCACUUACAUAGCGACGUGUGUGCGUGCGUGCACAAGUCCGGAGUACCGAUUUUAUCGUGCUAGCCCACUGAGAUACUCUGCCGCAUUUUAACAUAAUUUAUAAACCCCAUUCAGACUGACUCCGAGCCGACCAGUCCUUGUUUAAGCCACUUAAUGCCGAGCGCCAGGCAGGGUAACAUCAAAUACCAUUUUGUAACGUCUUUUGGUAGGACGCGGCCGGGGAUCGAACCCCGAGCUUCCGCUCUCUGGCCAGACACUCUACCGCUGAAUCACGGAGGCGGUCUGUUCAUUUAUGUCCAUGGUGAGGGAGUGAAGUUUAAGAGCCUUUGUGAUGAUUAAAUAGAAUACACUGAAUACAGCACGCAUGACACAAUGUACCUAUGUGGAGAAACAAGUAGCUAACCAAACAACAGUCAGUCCCGGCCUAGCCUUGUACACGCGGAUGUACUUCAACGUGAGGGCAACAGUAGGUUGCACUAACCGGUAAUAAGUUGUAAUGUGGAACACCAUCUUUUGUAGACGUCUAUAUGUAAUGUAGAGCAAACCAAGAUAACAGAAGCUUAAAGACAUCCAUCAAAAGUUAAAGUCAGAGAAGAAAAAAAACAAAAUUGACCAAACAAAAAAGAACAAUCGGUAUCAAGCUUUUUCCGAACAUAUGGCUGGUACAUGUUGAGGUCUCCAUAGCGUAUCAAGUGUAA